AUGGGUAAUUGCGGGACGCAUUCUUCCGCGGUUGAUGAAGUUGAGGAGGCUAAGCAAUAUCCAGAGAUGUGUCCUGAACACAUUGAUCAACUCAGCCUAGAUAUUCAAAAUAGGCUUGUCAAAUACGGGACAAGGUAUUCGGGCUCUAGCAAGCCAUCUCUUCAUGGAGCAGCCACAGAUCCCUCUUUUGACCAAAUUUCUAAUGCUGAUAUGCCGUGCGAUGCCUCAAGUGCACGUUCUGCAACACCAAGUUCCGGCGUCCGUCCUAAAAGCUAUGUUAAAUGCCCCAGUGUGGACGAUGCCAGAGUCCACGAUUCCUCUUCCCCCGUCAGUUAUAGAGGAGGCGGGAGCAUUAGCAGUGAGAGACGUCAACAACUUGAGCAGCGGCCUAGUUCAGCUUCUCAUCUUCUGCGAUAUGGUCUCAACCAUGUCAACAGCAACAGUACUACGAACUAUUCUCCAAGUGUAAAUUCAUGCUGUCCACCUAACGAGCAACGAAAUCCCCGCCCUUCACCCACUGUCAAGCAACUACAACAUCGUUCAGUCAACAACAAUGAAAAAUAUUCCCAAAAAAUGACUCCCAAACCGGUUCAACAGAAAUAUCUUGUUCAUCAUUCCCUUGGCAAAAACUCGAGCAAAUACUUUGUUGCGAUUUUUGACUAUAAGGCUCGCUGCGAAGGGGAUUUAACUGUUCAUAAGGGUGACGUUGUCGUUAUGCUUGACCGUAGUGAUACUGAUUGGUGGUUGGUUGAGAAUGCUACAAUCCACCAGCAUGGCUACGUGCCUUCGUCCUACCUUGCGGAGGAGAACUCAAUUGAGGUCUUUGAGUGGUACUUCCGAGAGAUAUCAAGGAAGGACUCGGAGCGACUUCUUGUGCAAAAAGGCAAUCCGACUGGCACAUUCCUUGUCCGACCCAGUGAAACUACUCGGGUGCCCCUCUAUGACCCAAUAUUGGCUUGA
Hydatigera taeniaeformis is the source of this 960-nucleotide messenger RNA. NCBI's taxonomy places the organism in Eukaryota, Metazoa, Platyhelminthes, Cestoda, Cyclophyllidea, Taeniidae. The record is from the annotation of a GenBank genome assembly.